Thalassophryne amazonica is the source of this 1118-nucleotide messenger RNA. Its product is annotated as cytoskeleton-associated protein 5-A-like. The annotation marks the transcript as partial. Gene Ontology annotation, biological process: establishment or maintenance of microtubule cytoskeleton polarity; centrosome duplication; mitotic spindle organization. Gene Ontology annotation, cellular component: spindle pole; kinetochore; centrosome. NCBI's taxonomy places the organism in Eukaryota, Metazoa, Chordata, Actinopteri, Batrachoidiformes, Batrachoididae. The transcript is spliced from 8 exons. The record is from RefSeq and is a predicted model, not a curated record. Gene Ontology annotation, molecular function: microtubule plus end polymerase activity; microtubule plus-end binding.
AGCAUCACCUCCACCUAGCUGUUGAAUCAUCCUGGGGAAGCCCGCCCCCCUGAGUGGCUACUAUGGGGGAUGACAGCGAGUGGAUGAAGCUUCCCAUUGACCAGAAAUGUGAACACAAGGUGUGGAAAGCUCGCCUGAAUGGCUAUGAGGAAGCUCUGAAGCUCUUUCAGAGGGUUGAAGAUGAGAAGAGUCCAGAGUGGGGGAAGUACCUGGGCCUAAUAAAGACGUUUGUGACCGAUUCUAAUGCUGUGGCUCAGCUUAAAGGCCUGGAGGCCGCUCUGGCUUUUAUUGAAAAUGCACACAUCGCUGGCAAAACGACAGGUGAAGUAGUGUCGGGCGUAGUGAACAAAGUGUUCAACCAGCCUAAGGCGCGAGCGAAGGAGCUGGGCAUGGACAUCUGCCUGAUGUACAUCGAGAUCGAGAAGGCUGAGAUGGUUCAGGAGGAGCUGCUAAAAGGACUGGACAACAAGAACCCCAAGAUCAUGGUGGCCUGUACCAAGACCAUCACCAAGGCCCUCAGUGAGUUUGGAUCCACGAUCAUCUCUCUGAAGCCCGUGGUGAACGUUUUACCCAAGCAGUUUGAGUCCAGGGACCAAGCUGUGAGGAAUGAAGCCAAACUGCUGGCUGUGGAGAUCUACAAAUGGAUCAGAGACGCUCUGAGACACUCGUUACAAAGUAUUAACUCUGUACAGCUGAAGGAGCUGGAGGAGGAGUGGGUGAAGUUGCCUCCAUCUCCACCCAAACAGACCAGGUUCCUGCGCUCCCAGCAAGACCUGAAAGCCAAGUUUGAACAACAAGCCCAAGGAGGAGACAACUCUGAAGCCAUGGACUUGCUGCCAGUAGAACUGCAGGUUGAGGUGCUGAAGUAUGUAGGUAUCAUGGACCUACUCAAUGUGGAGAAGGCCUACGGCCACAUGCCAUCCAUCCGCACACCAAGUCUUUGGAGAGAGGUGAAGAUGUACAGGAUUGAUGACCAGUACUUGCCAGAAGUGUGGGAGUUUAUGACCAAGGAAGUGGUGGGGAAAGAUGCUAAUGUGAUGUUGGUAACAUUGGCUGCUAAAUGCCUAGCUGGGCUGGCCACCGGUCUCAGGAAGACGUUUGGACCAUAUGCAGGCCAG